Molecule: messenger RNA, 3773 nt
Organism: Drosophila innubila
Lineage: Eukaryota; Metazoa; Arthropoda; Insecta; Diptera; Drosophilidae
Product: mucin-19
Exons: 8
Coding region: 549-3398 (949 amino acids)
Biological process (GO): protein dephosphorylation
Cellular component (GO): protein phosphatase type 2A complex
Molecular function (GO): protein phosphatase regulator activity; calcium ion binding
Source: RefSeq, a predicted model, not a curated record
UCACACAUUUGCAAUUGAACUGGAACCAGUGUAGGCCACUGUGUGCGCGUUUUACGUAUUGAGAUGAUGCCCCGAUCCCGAUGUUAAUGCCGCCGUAUAUUUCUGUAUGUGCGUCUCCGUCUAGAUCGCCGCGGUCUGUGUGUUUCGGCAACUGAAAUAAACGAAAUAGGAAAUUUUGGUAUUUCUUUUAUAAAUAGAUUUCGCCAUACGGAGAAAAGUUAAAACGAGGAAAAUGUGAAAAGUGAAUGAAACGCACGAAAAUUUGUUAAAAAUCAAACCGAAUUACAGGCCACAAUGCGGCCAGAGUGAAUUGAGCAAAUUGUGAGUUGUUCGAGUGAGAAAACUUGAUGAGAUACAAAUCAAAAUCAAAUUGGAUUAGACAAAUACAGUUCAAAUGCACCACACUCGGAUAUAUAUUAAUAGACAACGACUAAAAUGUGAAUUUUUCGUACAUAUAAAUUGUGAGUGCAGAUAAAUAUCAGUGAAAAGAAUAAUUUAAAGGGAAAGUUACAUUAAGUGAAUUCAAUUGUUGAGAGGCAUUUGACAAAAUGCAAGCGUCUUCGACGACAACAACAACAACGACCAAAACUAAAAAGCUGAGCAGCAACGGCGGCACCGGCAGCGGCCCCGUCAGCUCGGUGGCCAUGACGAGUGCCAGUAAAAUAACAACAACAACGACAACAACACGCAAGCCGGCAGGAACUGCUGGACAAAGCCCCAAAUCACCCAAAGCUGUGCCGGUGAUCAGCAACGAUGCGCACGCUGAGAUCGCAGAGCUGUCAAAGAAGAUCAGCGAACACGCCGACGCCAUCUAUCACACGUGGAAGAGCCGGGGAUUGCCGCCCGCACAGCUGCUUGAAAUGUACACAAACGCGGCGGCCUCGGGCGAUUUUGCGGAUGUUGCUGUUGCAGCUGCGACGGCAACGGCGGACAUUAGCAGCACUGAGGGCUUGCAGAAGAUGGUCACCAGCUUUGUGAACAAAGACAAAGAACAGAGGGGCAAAAGCGGUGUUAAAAAAUCAUCGGAAGUGGGCGUGACCCCACAGACGAUUGGCAAUGGGAAGCUGAAAAAAACAACAGCAACAGCAACAGCUACAACGGCAACAGCGCCAACAACUGCAACGAGCAAAGGCAGUAAACCGAGUCAAAGCGAUCAGGCAUUGCAAUCGCCCAAAAAAGUGGCUGCAGUUGCAAGUAAAACGUUGCCCGAUGUAAAUCUCAAUUAUGACAUCAAUUUACAUCUGGAUGUUAACAAUUUGUCGCAGCAACAGACGCAGCACUUGCUCAAAAUCAGCGAGUUGCUGCAAAAAGAGGCAGCAGCAGCAACUGCAGUCACGGCGGCCUCAGCAACAGCAGCAGCAGCAACAACAACAGCAGCAACACCUACAAAAAAGCGACAGAGUAACAGCAGCAGCAAAACAAGCAGUAGCAGUAGCAAUACUUUAGUCAAUAACGGCAGCAACAGCAAGUUAACAGCAACAUCACUAAACAGCAAGAAACUAAGUAAAGCCAACAGCAACAGCGAAAGUGCUGUGGAUAAUGUAGACGGUACUCGUGUGGGCGUGGCAGUGAUAGGUGUGACAGAUAAAGGCGCCAGCGAGUCCACGAGCAGCAAUCGUAAAGUAAGCAAAACCAAAGAGAACAACAGUGAACAACAGAAGCCGGCAAUGGCUACAACGACAACAACAACAGCAACGAAUGCAACCAAAGAAAAGCCAACGAUCACGAGGAAAAUGGCUAACAGUCGAAACAGCAGCAGCAGCAGUGGCAGCGGCGGCAACACUGAUAACAGCAACGCCAGCAACAUUGUCGCAAACGCGAAGGCAACCGCAACCGCAACAGCAACAGCAACACCAACUGCAACUGCAGCAGCAACAGCAACGAUCGUUGAAUCGCCCGCAACAUCGGCGGACACAACGAUGCCAACGUUGAAUAAAAUCAAACCGACAAGCGGCAGCCGUGCAGCGCUCAGCAAUGGCCAGGAUAAGAAUUUGGGCAGACCAAUCCUAACACGUGGCUCCGUUGCCGAGCGCGUGAUGUUGUUUGAGAAGCGUCCGGAUGUGCGCAACUCGUUUCUCGACAUCAAACGACCCGCGGAAGCGCCGCCCAAAAGUCUACUUAAGGUUAAACUACACGCGACACCGCCUCCGCCGCCGUCACAGGAACAGAAUUCCCUGCAGAAGGAGAUUAGAAGCUCAAAGAGUGUCUAUAUUCCCCGAUUCUACUUUCCACAUGGCAAGCCACAGCCAACAAUUGCCAUGGAGCGGGUUAUACGGGGCAUUUUAUCAGCCUUCGAUAGCUUUCCGAACAACCAGGUGACCAAGGAUGAGCUGCCACGCAUACUGAAGCUAUGCGGCCUGCCCUUCUAUUGGCGCAUGCCUGUCAUGAUCUUCUGCCAAGCAGGCACCACGGGUCUGGUAGAGCGUCAGCGUUUUGUUGAGUUCUGGAAACAAAUGAAUGUCUAUUGCCAUGAGGCGGCCUCGCGAUUUGUUUAUAUUUUGUCUCGUGGUCAGCGUUUUCGUUCUUAUAUUGUGCCGGAGGAUCUGGUGCCAAUGGUGCAGGACGUGGUUGAUACGCAUCCAGGCCUGGCCUUUCUCAAAGAAGCCACCGAGUUCCAUUCCAGAUACGUACACACGGUCAUCGCGCGCAUCUUCUAUUCGGUGAAUCGCAGUUGGAGCGGCAAGAUAACAAUAUCGGAGCUAAAGCGAUCCGAUCUGCUAGAGAUGAUCAGUUUGCUGGAGGAGGAGGACGAUAUCAAUCAGAUAAUGGCUUUCUUUAGCUACGAGCAUUUCUAUGUGAUUUAUUGCAAAUUCUGGGAAUUGGACAAGGAUCACGACUUGCUCAUCAAUCAGGACGAUCUGGCCAAGCACAGCGAUAAUGCCCUCUCUACCCGCAUCGUUGAGCGCAUCUUCUCCGGCUGCGUAACACGGAGCGACAACAAAAAGGCACCCGAUGAUGAACCAAAGAUGUCCUACACAGACUUCGUCUGGUUCAUACUCUCUGAGGAGGAUAAGCGCACGCCCACAGCCAUUGAAUACUGGUUCCGCUGCAUGGACAUCGAUGGCGAUGGCGCACUUUCAAUGUACGAGCUGGAAUAUUUUUAUGAGGAGCAACAACAGCGCAUGGAGGGCAUCGGCAUUGAGUGUCUGCCUUUUGAGGAUUGUCUCUGCCAGAUGCUGGACAUGAUUAAGCCUGCGAACCGUGAUUCCAUAACGCUGGGAGACUUGAAACGCUGCAAAAUGACGCAUGUGUUUUUCGAUACCUUUUUCAAUCUCGAGAAAUAUCUGGAUCACGAACAGCGUGAUCCUUUCGCCGCCCAGCGGGAUGAGUCUAACUCUGAUUGGGAUCGUUUUGCGGCACAAGAGUACGAACUGCUUAUAUCUGAGGAAAAUGAUUAAAACUCAUUUUGUCAACUUAUCUAUAUAUACACACCCACACACACACCCAUAAUCACUCAUGACAAAGAUAUUUAUUAACUUACAAAUUUUUAUACAAAUUUAUACACUACGUGAAAGAAAAUACUGAAAAAACCCAAAAAGAAAAAUAUUUUAGUGCAAAUGUGCAAUAAACUUAAAAACUAUUUAUUAAUAGGGCUAUUCCGUUAUUCAGUUGCACUGUUAAACCAAUCAAUUUUAGGCUGAAAUCGAAACUGAAUAGCGGAACACUCCGAAAUGAGUUUCGAAUAUACAUAUAUAAAAAGUUGCAUCAGUCACUCCUUUUUUGAGUAGUUAACCUUAGUCAAUUUAAUUUGUGCAAAUUUUGUUUAGUUGAAA